AUGGAGAGGGGACUGCCGCUCUUCUGCGCUGCGCUCGCCCUCGCCCUCGCCCCGGCUAGCGCUUUCCGCAACGAUAAAUGUGGUGACACUAUAAAAAUUGAAAACCCUGGGUAUCUUACAUCUCCUGGUUAUCCUAAUUCUUAUCACCCAAGUCAAAAAUGUGACUGGCUGAUUCAAGCUCCGGACCCAUAUCAGAGAAUUAUGAUCAACUUCAAUCCACACUUUGAUUUGGAGGACAGAGACUGCAAGUAUGACUAUGUGGAGGUCAUCGAUGGUGACAAUGCCAAUGGACGCUUAUCGGGAAAGUUCUGUGGGAAGAUCGCCCCUUCUGCUAUAGUGUCUUCUGGGCCAUUUCUUUUUAUCAGAUUUGUCUCUGACUAUGAAACUCAUGGUGCUGGAUUUUCUAUACGCUAUGAAAUUUUCAAGAGAGGUCCUGAAUGUUCCCAAAACUACACAACACCUACUGGAGUCAUAAAAUCUCCUGGAUUCCCUGAAAAAUACCCCAACAGCCUAGAAUGCACUUAUAUUAUCUUUGCACCAAAGAUGUCAGAGAUUAUCCUGGAAUUUGAAAGCUUUGACCUGGAGCCGGACGCAAAUCCUCCAGGGGGGGCGUUCUGUCGCUAUGAUCGGCUAGAAAUCUGGGAUGGAUUCCCUGAUGUUGGCCCUCACAUUGGGCGAUACUGUGGACAGAAAACACCAGGUCGGAUCCGUUCUUCAUCAGGCAUUCUAUCCAUGAGUUUUUACACUGACAGUGCCAUAGCAAAAGAAGGCUUUUCAGCAAACUACAGCAUCUUGCAGAGCAGUGUCUCUGAAGAUUUCAAAUGUAUGGAAGCACUUGGCAUGGAAUCAGGAGAAAUUCAUUCUGAUCAGAUCACAGCUUCUUCCCAAUAUAGUACCAACUGGUCUGCAGAACGAUCCCGCCUAAACUACCCUGAGAAUGGUUGGACCCCCGGAGAAGACUCCUACAAAGAAUGGAUACAGGUUGACCUGGGUCUUCUACGUUUCGUGACAGCUGUUGGGACACAGGGAGCCAUUUCAAAGGAAACCAAAAGGAAAUACUUUGUCAAGACGUACAGGAUAGAUGUUAGCUCCAAUGGAGAAGACUGGAUUCCCAUAAAAGAAGGAAAUAAACCUGCUAUCUUUCAGGGGAACACUAAUCCCACAGACGUUGUAUAUGGUGUUUUCCCCAAACCACUGAUAACUCGAUUUGUCCGAAUCAAACCUAUGAAUUGGGAAACUGGUAUAUCUAUGAGAUUUGAAGUCUAUGGCUGCAAGAUAACAGAUUAUCCUUGCUCUGGAAUGCUGGGGAUGGUGUCUGGACUCAUUUCUGACUCCCAGAUCACAGCGUCAAACCAAGGCGACCGAAACUGGAUGCCUGAGAAUGUCCGUCUGGUCACCAGUCGCUCGGGCUGGAUCCUGUCGCCUGCACCUCAUUCUUACAGUAACGAGUGGCUCCAAGUAGACCUGGGGGAGGAGAAGAUCGUGCGGGGCAUCAUCAUCCAGGGUGGGAAGCACCGGGAGAGCAAAGUGUUCAUGAGGAAGUUCAAGAUUGGCUACAGCAACAACGGCUCGGACUGGAAAAUGAUCAUGGAUGAGAGCAGGCGCAAGGCUAAGUCUUUCGAGGGCAACAACAACUACGACACACCUGAGCUGAGAACUUUUCCACCUCUCUCCACGCGCUUCAUCAGGAUCUACCCCGAGAGAGCCACUCACAGCGGACUAGGGCUAAGGAUGGAGUUGCUGGGCUGUGAAGUGGAAGUGCCUACAGCUGGACCCACCACUCCCAAUGCGAACCUAGUAGAUGAAUGUGACGAUGACCAGGCCAACUGCCACAGUGGAACAGGAGGUACCACAGUGCUGACCACAGAAAAGCCAACAAUAAUAGACAGCACAAUACAAUCAGAGUUUCCAAUAUACGACUUUAACUGUGAAUUUGGCUGGGGUUCUCACAAGACCUUCUGUCACUGGGAACAUGACAAUCAUGUGCAACUCAAGUGGAGUGUGCUAACCAGCAAAACUGGCCCAAUCCAGGAUCACACAGCAGGAGAUGGCAACUUCAUCUAUUCGCAAGCUGACGAGAACCAGAGAGGCAAAGUGGCUCGUCUGGUGAGCCCUGUGGUCUAUCCCCUGAACUCAGCCCACUGCCUGACCUUCUGGUACCACAUGUCGGGUUCCCAUGUUGGCACGCUGAGGGUCAAACUGCACUACCAGAAGCCAGACGAGUAUGACCAGUUGGUCUGGAUGGCCAUUGGGCACCAGGGAGAUCACUGGAAGGAAGGUCGUGUCGUGCUUCAUAAAUCACUGAAACAUUAUCAGGUGAUUUUUGAGGGCGAAAUCGGAAAAGGAAACCUUGGCGGGAUUGCAGUUGAUGACAUUAGUAUUAAUAACCACAUUUCACAAGAAGACUGUGCAAAACCAACAGAUCUGGAUAAAAAGCAUGCAGAAAAUAAAAUAGAUGAAGCAGGGAGCACCCCAGGCUACAAAGACUCCAGAGAAGGUGACGAGAACAUCUCAAGGAAGCCAGGCAACGUGUUGAAGACCUUGGACCCCAUUCUCAUCACCAUCAUCGCCAUGAGCGCCCUGGGGGUCCUCCUCGGGGCUGUGUGCGGGGUGGUGCUCUACUGUGCCUGUUGGCACAACGGCAUGUCUGAAAGAAACUUGUCUGCCCUCGAGAACUAUAACUUUGAACUUGUGGAUGGUGUGAAGUUGAAAAAGGACAAACUGAACACACAGAGUACUUACUCAGAGGCAUGAAGGCGGGCGGAGAUGAAAAGAUGAGUGGGAAGACUGAAGUGGAAGGACGGAACUUGAGCGUGCUGGGAACUGUGGAUCUUCUCUUACUGUACAAGCUGGGAAGUGCGUUGAGGACACUGAGCCAGGCUUUUCUCAGGAGCUUCAAUGAGUAUAGCCGACAGACAUGGACAAGUGAGCUGUGUUAACAAUCGGAAUCAUGUACAGUCAGCUUUUCUUAGGUUGUGUUGACCCCCUCUGUUGGUUUCAAUUGAAUAAUCUGAUGCUGGUGUUAAGACCAAGUAUGAUUGACUUAAUGAUUCAAUUUUGGACUCCCUCACCCUCUCCCCUUCUCUCUCUCUCUCCUUUCCCUUUUAUGGAGUCUUCUUCCUUUCUUUCUGUUUUUUGUUAACUGUGCAAAAUCCAAGAUGCUGGCACCAAGUGUAUUCAGUGGGGGCCCUUCUGAUGGACAUGCUACCUUUAGCCCAGUGUCCAGAGUAAACUAGACUUAUCUGCAUUCCCGUGGACUCCUGCAGCUGUCCUUGUGUAUAAUCGCCCGAAUUGUGCAUAGGCAAAG
Molecule: messenger RNA, 3307 nt
Organism: Elephantulus edwardii (Cape elephant shrew)
Lineage: Eukaryota; Metazoa; Chordata; Mammalia; Macroscelidea; Macroscelididae
Gene: NRP1
Product: neuropilin 1
Exons: 17
Coding region: 1-2754 (917 amino acids)
Biological process (GO): axon guidance; vascular endothelial growth factor signaling pathway; angiogenesis
Cellular component (GO): membrane
Molecular function (GO): vascular endothelial growth factor receptor activity; semaphorin receptor activity
Source: RefSeq, a predicted model, not a curated record